GUGUGCUGUAAAGGACCUUGUGAUGGAUGAGCCCCUCUGCAAACAGGACUUAUCUUCCUCUCAUGUUGUGGGACUCAGUUUGUGUAACUCCGCCCCCUUGUUGUGGCGUUCUGAGGACCUGCGCUCACUGAGGUCUCAGGGCCUGGUUGGGGCGCUGCUGGGUUCUCUGCCCCGGACUCCCCGACAGAAUGUACGUCUGGGCCGCCCACUGCUACUGCUGCCCGAGGAGGAGAGGCUGCUGAGUGAACGCCAUGCUGCCGCCGCACUGCCACCUGCUGACCAGGAUGCUGAAGGGGCGGAGCUUGUUCAGGAGGCAGAGCAGCAGAGGAGCUAUGAGGAGCAGAGUGUCCUCGCUCUGGAAGACAGGAAGUCAGCACUGCUGCAAGCGAUGACAUCAUCACACACAGGUGAGUCUGGGAGCGUAGACGAGGCCCAGCGGCGGCGCCUGGACGCCCUGGACCGAAGCUUCACCUUCCCGAGGUCAGCACUGGCGGUGCAGCUGAGCACAGCAAGGGCAGGGCUUACUCACUGCCCAGAGAGCAGGGCCUUCCUGCAGGCCGACUGGCCAAUCAGAGCACAGGCCAGCCCACACUGCCAGGCCAGGUACCAGGUGUUCAGAGACCUGAGGGGGCGUGGCUUCUACCUGACCUCAGCGGGGAAGUUCGGAGGAGAUUUCCUCGUGUAUCCAGGUGAUCCUCUUCGGUUCCACGCUCACUUCAUCGCCAUCUGUCUGUCUGCAGACGAACCUGUCUGUCUGCUCGAUGUCCUGUCUGUGGCUCGUCUGGGCUCCAACGUUAAGAAGACGGUCUUGCUGUGUUCGCCGGCGGGAGGCGCCGUCCUGUACACCUCCUUACAGUGGAGCGGGUUGGUUUAGACGGGAUGGGGGCGGGGCCAGGAAACAAACAGAACUGGACAGGAGUCAGUGGUCCACGUGGAGCCUCCCUAAGGACCCCUGUUGGACUCAGACAGGCUCCUCCUCCUCCUGCUGCGUUCUCCCAACCGCUCAGCCCGACCUCACCUGAACUUUGACCAGGAGGCGGGACUAAAAUGUACCUGUUUGCUUUCCCACAUGCUGCUCACCCUCAGGUGUUCAGGGGGGAGGUGACCCUCUCAGGUUAGAAGGGGGGGGGGAGG
This is a messenger RNA of Labrus bergylta (ballan wrasse), 1134 nucleotides long. NCBI's taxonomy places the organism in Eukaryota, Metazoa, Chordata, Actinopteri, Labriformes, Labridae. The record is from RefSeq and is a predicted model, not a curated record.